UCCUUCAUGAUAGCUACCCCUUAAUGACUCACUCUCCUAUAAAUACUGAAUCUUUCAUGCAGUUUUUCACAGUAAUCACUAACACCAAAACCUCUUCUUUCCUACCAUCUAUCUAUUCCUCCAAUUCUAACAAUAUUAGUGAGGAAAUCUAAUAACAUAAGCAUUGGAGGUCGCAAAUUUUUUCUUUCUACCCAUGACUGCUAAGGCCAGUAGCCCCAGAAGGGGUCAUAACUGGCCACCAAUGGCAAUGGCAUUGGCCAUUGUUUUGAUUUCCACUACUGUCGAUUCUGCUGCUGCAGAUAGUUACAUUUACUCUUCUCCUCCACCACCUUAUGAGUACAAGUCACCGCCACCACCGUCUACUUCACCACCACCACCUUAUGUGUACAAGUCACCGCCACCUCCACCUUAUGAACACAAGGCUCCAUCUUAUAAGUAUAAAUCACCACCUCCUCCAUCCCCAUCACCUCCAUAUGUGUAUAAGUCACCACCUCCACAGUCACCCUCACCUCCACCUCCUUAUGUGUACAAGUCUCCACCACCUCCACCAUAUGUGCAAAAGGAUCCACCAUAUGUCUACAAGUCACCACCUCCUCCAUCCCCAUCACCUCCAUAUGUGUACAAGUCACCACCUCCACCUCCUUAUGUGUACAAGUCUCCACCACCACCACCAUAUGUGCACAAGGACCCAUCAUAUGUCUACAAGUCACCACCUCCUCCAUCCCCAACACCACCACCUCCAUAUGUGUACAAGUCACCACCUCCACCACCUUAUGUAUACAAGUCACCACCUCCUCCACCUUAUGAACACAAGUCACCACCAUACUAUUACAAGAGUCCUCCACCACCCUCCCCCUCACCUCCACCUCCUUACUACUACAAAUCUCCUCCACCACCCUCACCUUCCCCUCCCCCACCAUACUAUUACAAGUCUCCUCCACCACCAUCUCCCUCACCCCCACCUCCAUAUUACUACAUGUCUCCCCCACCCCCUUCACCCUCCCCUCCCCCACCAUACUAUUACAAGUCUCCUCCACCCCCAUAUAUUCACAAGGACCCACCAUACUAUUACAAGUCCCCACCACCACCUUCCCCAUCUCCUCCACCACCAUACUACUAUAAGUCUCCCCCACCACCUUCACCAUCUCCUCCACCACCAUACUACUACAAAUCUCCACCUCCUCCGUCUCCCAUUCCCCAUACACCUUACUAUUACAAAUCUCCCCCACCACCUUCACCAUCCCCUCCACCUCCAUACUACUACAAAUCUCCUCCCCCUCCAUCUCCUAUUCCCCAUACUCCUUACUACUACAAGUCCCCACCACCACCCAAGGUCCUACCACCACCAUACUAUUAUAACUCUCCUCCUCCGCCUGUUGCAUAUCCUCACCCACAUCCCUACCACCACUCAUUGAUUGUGAAGGUAGUCGGUAAAGUCUACAGCUUCAGGUGCUAUAAUUGGGACUACCCUGAAAAGUCUCAUAACAAGAAACAUCUCAAAGGUGCUGUUGUUGAGGUAACUUGCAAAGCUGGAAGCAAAAUCAUCAAGGCUUAUGGCAAAACUAAGAUCAAUGGAAAGUACAGCAUCACAGUUGAGGACUUUGACUAUGUCAAAUAUGGUGCCACAGUGUGUAAGGCCACCCUUUAUGCUGCACCUAAAGGAUCCCCCUUCAACAUACCCACUAAGCUAAAUGAAGGAACUAAAUUGUACUUGAAAUCCAAGGACAAGUAUGAGGUUGUGCUUAAGGCUAAGCCAUUUGCUUACGCUUCAAAGAAACAUUUUAAAGAAUGUGACAAGCCCAAGCCUUCACCAACUCCAUACUACUACAAAUCACCACCACCUCCCACACCAGUUUACAAGUACAAAUCGCCACCUCCACCCGUCCAUUAUUAUUCACCUCCAUAUUACUACAAGUCACCUCCACCUCCAUCACCGGUUUACAAGUACAAUUCCCCACCUCCACCAGUCCACCAUUAUGAUCCUCCAUAUUACUACAAGUCACCUCCACCUCCCUCGCCAGUUUACAAGUACAACUCUCCACCUCCACCAGUUCACCAUUACGAUCCUCCAUAUUACUACAAGUCACCUCCACCUCCCUCACCGGUUUACAAGUAUAACUCACCACCUCCACCAGUAUAUUAUUAUUCACCUCCAUAUUACUACAAAUCACCUCCUCCUCCUGUGAAAUCGCCACCACCUCCAUACUACUACAAAUCACCUCCUCCUCCCUCACCAGCUUACAAGUACAACUCACCACCUCCACCAGUUCAGUAUUACUCUCCUCCAUAUUACUACAAGUCACCUCCACCUCCGUCACCAGUUUACAAGUACAACUCCCCACCUCCACCAGUCCACCAUUAUGAUCCUCCAUACUACUAUAAGUCACCACCACCACCAUCCCCAUCUCCUCCUCCACCAUACUACUAUAAGUCCCCACCACCACCAUCACCAUCUCCACCACCACCUUACUAUUAUAAGUCACCUCCUCCACCCAAGGAGAUUUCACACCCACCAUAUUACUACAAGUCACCACCCCCACCAUCACCAUCCCCUCCUCCACCAUACUAUUACAAGUCCCCACCUCCACCAUCACCAUCCCCACCCCCACCAUACUAUUACAAAUCUCCUCCACCACCAUCACCAUCCCCACCACCUCCCUACUAUUACAAAUCACCUCCACCACCCUCACCAUCACCACCACCUCCUUACUAUUACAAAUCUCCCCCACCUCCAUCUCCAUCACCACCACCUCCUUAUCACUAUCAAAGUCCUCCUCCACCAUCUCCCAUUUUUCAUCCUCCCUACUACUACAAAUCCCCUCCACCACCAUCGCCGUCUCCUCCACCUCCUUACCAAUAUGUGAGUCCUCCCCCACCAGUAAAGUCACCUCCGCCACCAAGUUAUAUCUAUGCUUCACCACCACCACCUAUUUACAACUAAGCUCAAAUAGCAGAAGCACCAUUCAUGAUAAAUCAUGUUCUUGUUUUCAUCAAGGAAUAAAGGCAAGCUCCAUUUGGAGUAAAGUGAAACAUCUAGCUUCUUGUCCAAAUUAUUCGAAAAAAGUGUGAACUUCCCAUCAUUGAGCUACGAUAUUCGUGAUCUAGAUGAGAUGGAGUUUAUUUAUUCAAUGGCCAUCUUGAACUUCCGAAUCCUACUGUACUCAUGUGACCGACAAAUCAAAAAGUGGAAGCGAGAUUAAUUUAUUUGUGAUCUCUUUGAUUUAUAUGUGCAUAGAUUAAUUUUUGUGUAUGAUAGCUUUUCUUUUUAUUGUGGAUUUUUUGUAUUGUACCCUGUUGUGUUUGGAAUAAUAAGUAUAUCGAUGAGAAUUAUAUUCAUUUUUUUUACCAUCUAA
Trifolium pratense (red clover) is the source of this 3353-nucleotide messenger RNA. RefSeq names its product extensin-2-like. Gene Ontology annotation, biological process: plant-type cell wall organization. The record is from RefSeq and is a predicted model, not a curated record. The transcript has 3 exons. Gene Ontology annotation, molecular function: structural constituent of cell wall. The coding region runs from base 194 to 2941 and encodes 915 amino acids. NCBI's taxonomy places the organism in Eukaryota, Viridiplantae, Streptophyta, Magnoliopsida, Fabales, Fabaceae.